UUUGAAAAGCUACCCUAAUCAUUGAAAAUGAAACGUGAUUUUAAUUAUACCCAUGUAUACUGUGGAUCUUCACCAUUAAAACUAACUGGAACAGAAGCAACACCAGAAGAGCCUGAGAGUUACAAUGAAAAAUACAAAGGCUAUACCAAAGAAAAGCUCUUCUAUGGUGACCUGCAUCAUGGAAGUUCCAAGAGUUUUAACCUCAAAAGUGGAGAAAAGCUUAUGCAUAAUAAAGAAAACCAAAAAGUAUCAUGGGGGCAUAUUGAGAGCACCAAUGAAAUUGACAAUGAAAACGACAGUGGAUACUCCUCUUUGUUGGGUAUUCAGCACAAACCCAGUGAUAAUGAUGACAGUGUGCUAUUAGCAGGGAAUAUCAACAAUAUACCAAAUCAUAGUUUCAGUCCAAGGAAGAAUUUACUACCAGUCCUCCAUUUUGAAGAACUUGUCUGCUCAACUUUGAAAAAAACUAACAAACGGAAUCCAAAGUCAUGGGCCCUUUUCUUAGAUAAAUUGACUUCAAGGAAAAUGGAAUUUGUGAAUCUGAUUGGCAAAAAAAUGGGAUUAGAUAAGCUAGAUAUUCUUGGAGAAUUAUUUCAUGGGAAAUUCAGACAUCUGUUAGCAAACAUCUUAAUGCAUCUUAACUCUACAGACUUGAUAAACAUGGCUAAAGUUAGCGUUACAUGGAAGAAAAUUCUUCUUGGUGACAAGUGGGCUUUUCAGAUGUAUAACAAAGCACUAAAACUCAGUUUGAAUAGCAACACAGUAGCUGCCAAACAGUGUGAUACAAGGGAGUAUGCCCUCCAUCGUGAACCAUUAAUGUAUAUUCAGAAAGUAGCACCUAAACAAAUCAACUUUUCUAAAAAAACAUCCCGAAUGAAAGCAAACGCUCAGACCUCUUCUUUCAGCCGGCAUUCACAAUUUUCUGAGGUUGCAAAGACUUUGAAGAAUACUGAGAGUCUGAAAGUUUGCCAUCGCUGUGGUUCCCCUGCAAAAUAUGAUUCCCAUCUGCAAAGGGCAACGUGUGUCCGAGAAAGCUGUGGUUUUGACUUUUGCACAAAGUGCAUGUGCAGCUACCAUAGUGCCAAGGAUUGUUGCAUCAUUGGAAUGCCAGUAAAAACAUCUUUCAGACUAGGACCUCUUCCUUGCAGCAAAAAAAGCAAACAGAAUUUACGGAGGCUAUAAUUUUCCUGAUACAAAUUCUAGCUAGAGUCUCGUAUUUUGCUAGUAGGUUCAGAAGAGGAGUGAAUGUGAAAGUUGUGGUUGUCUAAUUUAAAAAAUGCAGUGGUUUUUUUAAAAAAAAAAUGAAUUUUAAAUAUAUUUUUUCAGAGGUCCUCUUCUCCCCUUUUUAGGAGGAUGUUUAGAAUUUUUAAAUUGCUUCUACAUUUACAUGGAAACUAUGUGGCAACCUUGACUUAACAAAUAGACCACAGUGGAUUUUUAUUAAGUUGGGGGUAGUAACAUUUGUUUUUAAAAGUUGCUUGUUAUAUGGUCUCUAUCUCUAUGCCUAUAUAAAAAGCCUUUCGGUGGUUUUUACAAUACAAUCUAUAAUAAGGAAAUGAUAUUUAAUGUAUUUGCAAUGCCAAAUUUUUAUUAACUGAAUUUCAUCUGAUUAAAACAUUGAACAGUAGUAGAAGUUUUUAUAACCAUACUUGUCCUGAUAGCUGCUGAAACUUAGUGUUGUCCUGUCCCAUUUCAUCUUCAUUACUAGGUAAAGAUGCCUAGAAAUGUAUAUAAUUGUAAAUACUUAAAUAUUUUUAUAUG
Thamnophis sirtalis is the source of this 1761-nucleotide messenger RNA. It is a transcript of the gene FBXO5, whose product is annotated as F-box protein 5. Gene Ontology annotation, biological process: regulation of mitotic nuclear division; negative regulation of meiotic nuclear division. The record is from RefSeq and is a predicted model, not a curated record. Gene Ontology annotation, cellular component: nucleus. Gene Ontology annotation, molecular function: protein binding. NCBI's taxonomy places the organism in Eukaryota, Metazoa, Chordata, Lepidosauria, Squamata, Natricidae.